AGAAGGAUGAUAACAAAAAGUACACCGAUGCCCGCGGAUGAGGAGCUAACAGUACCGCAUGAAAUCGACCUCUCAACACCCUACCUCAAGGCGGUUAUUCCGUUUAUGCAUCGAGCCUGUGAAAAAGAAGUCAAGGUUUGA
Molecule: messenger RNA, 141 nt
Organism: Gongylonema pulchrum
Lineage: Eukaryota; Metazoa; Nematoda; Chromadorea; Rhabditida; Gongylonematidae
Source: the annotation of a GenBank genome assembly